UUAAAAGCCUCGCGUGCUCCUCGGCGGCAGCAGCAGUCAGUCCCAGCUCCGCUUCAGCCCAUCCGGUUGUGUUCCCCCCCGCUGCAGGAAAACGGGAUUAUUUAAGCGCUUUUAAGGCUUUUUUCUUCUAACCGGAAGUGUGAGAAGAUGCGACUCAUCCAGAACAUGACGACCAUCGCGGAGUGUACGGCUCCCGAGUACUCGGUGCCGAGCCGGGUCAUUAAAAUCGCUGUUAUUGGAGGCAGCGGUGUGGGGAAAACCGCGUUGGUGGUGAGGUUUCUCACCAGGCGUUUCAUCGGAGACUAUGAGCGAAAUGCUGGUAAUCUGUACUCCAGAGAGGUCCAGGUGGACGGAGAUCCGGUGACCAUUCAGGUGCAGGACACUCCUGGUGCAGAGAUGACUGGUGAUGGCAUCAGCCUGCCUGACCAUGCAGCCUGCUCCAUCCAGUGGGCCGAUGCCGUGGUGCUGGUGUACUCCGUGACCGACAGGGGCAGCUUCGAUUUGAUCGAGAACUUGCACCAGCUGGUCGUGCGUGCCGGAGGGGCCGGUAUCCCGCCGGUGAUCCUGCUGGCGAACAAGGCAGACCUGUUGCACCUGAGGCGUGUCGAUUCCCAGCAGGGCCCUUUGCUGGCGGGAACUCUGGGCUGCUCCUUCUACGAGGUCUCCGCCAGUGAAGACUACAACCAGGUGCAUGGGGCUUUUCACAGGCUUUGCUGCCAGCUGGCCAAGCAGCCACCCUCACUCGCCAGCUGUUCAGCCAGCGCCACUACAGAAAAGAGGAGAUCACCUCUGAUCCCCCGGCCAAAGUCUCCCAACAUGCAGGAUCUGAAGAGGCGCUUUAAGCAGGUGCUGUCUGCUAAAGUCCGAACUGUCACCUCAGUGUGAGGAGGAGGAGGAUUGGAAGCUGAAACUGGCCCAGAGUGGUCAGAUCAAAGAUGACCGGAGUCUGUCUCCAUUAAAGUCCUGUAUCAGUCUGAGUGAUGAAGGCAGGUGUGACAUGAACGGAUAAAGCUGCAGGUAGACUGAUCUUUAGGCAGGCCUGUUGGUGGGUGGCGCCUGUCAUGUCUGAUAAUGUGUAAAGAAAGCAGGGAGGAUCUGCUAAGACAUUUGAGGAUGGAUCCAGCCAACCGCAUAUAAAUGAAAAUAAAAACGGUUUAAUCCAGCUCUCCUGGCAACAGCAGCUCUGAAGUAUGGCUUAUUUUUAGCAGAGCGGUUCAUUGUCAAGCUGCCACUAGAUUGGCACCGUUAAAGGUUGGCAUUCCACCAACCACUCAAAGCCGGGACUCCGUGGAGCUGAGUGUAUGCCCAGUCUGGUAUGUGAAGAUAUACUUGGUGUUUGAGCUUUCAGCAUCACCACUGUGCAUGACAGAGUGAUGAGGUAUAUGAGGGUGGGGCAACAGACACCGGCUGUAGCACGGGCUGAUUACGACCACUGUUGCACUUUAUGAAAGUCCAAAGGGCCUAUUAUUUGGUACUGUUUCUCUUUGUGCACAAUAAAAAAAUAAGUUAAAAAUUGUUUCUGAAUUCUGUUCCACCUGCACAUUAAAAAAGCUGCAACAUCUUUAUUUUAUCCCUGCGUCUGCAUGUAGAGUCUGCGCUGUCCUUGAUUGUCCCAGUGUGGAGGGGAUGACGCACACAGACUCGUCUGACCUGUCUAUACCGGCUCUUCAAAAAGGCCUUGAGGACAAAACAGCGCAAUGAAAAGCUUCAAGACAAUGGAGCGAUGACUAAACAGCUGCCUUUUGAAUCUGUUGGUCUGAUGAAUGCAAAAGCCACAGCUUUAAAAA
Messenger RNA from Nothobranchius furzeri (turquoise killifish), 1787 nucleotides. It is a transcript of the gene rasl11b, whose product is annotated as RAS-like, family 11, member B. Gene Ontology annotation, molecular function: GTP binding; GTPase activity. NCBI's taxonomy places the organism in Eukaryota, Metazoa, Chordata, Actinopteri, Cyprinodontiformes, Nothobranchiidae. The record is from RefSeq and is a predicted model, not a curated record.